AUGUCUCAACAAAAUUUAAGGCAGGAAGCCGAGGCGAAACAAGAAGCGCCGCCCAACCAAUUAUUGCAACAGUCAGUUUCAAUUGCGAUACCUGACCAGCAACAACAGGCAGCGCCCAAUGCAACAAUUGACCAUAAGCAGCAAUUCAAAGUUGACUCUCAACAACAAUUUAAAGUUGACCCUCAACAGCAAUUUAAAACUGACCAUCAACAGCGAUUCAAAAUGACUGAUGAAUUGAACCGCAGAGUGCAUACGCUAGAAUCUACGAAUGCACAAUUACAACACGAGAUUGAAAAGUGGCGUAGAGGUUCACAAUUGCGAGAUACCGAAUUUACACAGAUCAGACAGGAAAAGGCAAAACUCGAAAGUGAAUUGUCAUCCAUGGAGUCGCGAUUUGGAGCUGCGGUGAACAUAAGAUGGUCAGACAACGAUACCAAUAGUGCCUACUCGUUAAGAAAAGAUUUAGAAAAACUAGAUGGAAUUUUGUUUAAUUAUACGACUCUCAAAAAAGGAGUGGAAAUUAAUUAUGACAGUUUCAAACCUCUACUUCAAAAGUACAAGUGUAGGAUAAAGGACGACGAUACGAACGACAGUCUACUCCAAGCAGCUUUACAAAGAUUGAUAUUCGAGGAGGUGUUUGCUCAAGCCGAUGAGUAUUUCCAAAACCCGCCAACGCAAUCAAGCUCGCCCGAUAGCAUUCUAGAACGCGAGAUCACUGAACUGACUCGUCAACUAGUGGUUCAGCUUCAAACUUUCGUUACCAGCCGACUAGGCACGGACAAAUUCUCUUCAAUUGCUCCAAUACGUAUCAGGCAGAUUUCCAACGCAGUCUUAGGCUCGAGAGGCUUUGCAUGCACGAGUCAUCCUCUAGUCACCGACAUUGUAUCUAGACUUGAUAAGACAUUGUCUCAGUAUCGAAAAUUUACUGACUCCAAGAAGAAAGCAACACUCGACGCGAAAUCGAAUGAUUUA
Molecule: messenger RNA, 972 nt
Organism: Paraglomus occultum
Lineage: Eukaryota; Fungi; Glomeromycota; Glomeromycetes; Paraglomerales; Paraglomeraceae
Source: the annotation of a GenBank genome assembly